CGGCGGAACCAAGGAAGCUUUCCCACAGUGCAAUUUGCAUUUUUGAGAUUUUUCAGUAGUUUGACAGCUCUAAAAUGGCAAAAAACGGAGAGCCCGAUUACGACCAGCUUGGUGAAGAAGGAGAAUGCAAAGUCAAGAUUAUAUGUCUGGGGGACAGUGCUGUAGGCAAAUCAAAGUUGGUUGAAAGAUUUCUAAUGGAUGGAUAUAAACCUCAGCAGUUGUCUACAUAUGCUUUAACACUUUUCAACUAUAAGACAGAAGUGAACAAACAGAAAGUUCUUGUUGAUUUUUGGGACACGGCGGGCCAGGAAAGGUUCAACAACAUGCAUCCUUCAUACUAUCAUCAAGCACAUGCAUGUAUACUGGUAUUUGAUACAACCAGAAAAAUAACAUACAAAAAUUUACCAUUGUGGCUGAAGGAAUUGCGGGAAUAUAGACCGGAAAUACCAUGUUUAUGUUGUGCUAACAAAAUAGAUGUGGAUUAUAGUGUAACAAAGAAAAGUUUUGGAUUUGCAAAGAAACAUCGGAUGCCUUUCUAUUUUGUGUCAGCUUCAGACGGUACAAACGUUGUAAAGAUGUUUAAUGAUGCAAUACGAGCAGCUGUAGCAUACAAGAAUGACAGUACUGAUUUUAUGGAUGAAAUCAUGAGAGAAUUAGAGAAUUUUGAAUUAGAGACAGACACAAGCUCAACAAAAGGUGAACAAGAAAAAGACAGUAUAUUAGAUAGUGGUUUAGAUUCACCAGGAAACGCUGAAGACAAAGAAUCAAACAGACCGGCUAGCUGAGGCAUGCUCCGAUUUAGAUGUUCUUAUUUUUAUUUAUCUAUUCCAUACAACAUGCUGAUGUUUUUGUUAGCGAUGUGUGCAAACAUUCCUGCCAGUGGUUCAGAAAACCUCAUGCUAGUUUAGUUUCGUCCAAACUACAAGAAAUAGAAUCAUCGAUAGAUUGUGUGAAGUGUGUUGAACGUAUUGCCUUAUGAACACAUUUUGUAAAAAUCACAAAGAUAGUUUAAAAGAAUGUGUUACUGUUACCCAUCUCAUAUUUUGUACCACUUAUUUUUCCAAUUUACCUAUGCAGUCCUGGGGGGAGGGUGGGGGUGUAUGUAGUAGCUUCUUCAAUUAUAAAGAGCAGAAUGUAAAUAUACAAAUUUGUGAUACUUGUUUGUUUGAUAGAAAUAAAUAUGGAUAACUUUUGAAAAAUUCUGUACAGACCAACUUUCUAGAAGUAAGCUAAAGUGACGACAUUUUUUUCUGAGGUGGCUUAUAAGGUUUACCUAAGAUAAACUGGCCAGAUCUGAUAAACCCUACCCAUUUGGUUUUAUAGGUUAUACAUGUAUACAAGUAAAAGAUUCUUUGUAUAUGAAAUUCAAUAUCCUAUCAAGAUAAUAUUGGUAUACUUUCAAGAUUUUCAUUCUCCAAGACAGUAUAUACACAAUACUUGGUAAGGUAAAAAAUUGUUGAAAAAUUUCCAAAUUGUCCGACAUUUGAAGAGCUGCUGAUUUCUCAGGUCAUCAAAAACAAAAGGGGUGUUAAGGAUUGAAUAUCAUACAGUGAAAUUCUAGUCACUUUCAUAUUGCCAGGUUCAAAAACUGAUCUAAAGUAUAAACAUCCUACCUUUGUCUUAGAAAAAGCUUAAUAUAAGCACAAAUUAUGUCAAGUUAUAUCAAAUAUUGUCAGCAAGUAAAAUAUUGUUGUCUUAAACUUACCUUCACAAGAAAAAUAGAAGGCAAAAUUUGCAAGUAUGAGAUGGGUUACAGUUAUAAUCAAAUGUUUUGUUUAUUGUCACUAAGUCAGAUAUUUUAUUUUAUGUUUAUUGUUGAAGGUAUAUGUAAGUUAAGUGGUGCCUAGGUUCAUGAUUAUCAUUCACAUUAUUUAAUAAUGUCACUAAAACUUUUGUCUAUACUGCAUGUAGGUAGUUUAUCCUUUUAGCUUGUAGGCUUCCAUUUGCAUAAAAUAGCUAAAGAUAAUUGCACACUGAUAAUGAUAUGUAUUCAUCAAGUCAUUUGUGUCGUGUUGUCUUUUUAAAAAAAAUUCUCUCGUAUUUGGCUUUUCAUCUGUCAUUACCAAGUUGAAAACAAAAUGCAUCAUCUGAUUUUUCUGAAUCCCUUUACUGUGGCAAGUAUACAUAUGGUGUUUUAGUGUAAGUUGGGACACGCAUAGCUGGUUUUCAGUUGUCGCAGUUGAAGAUAAAAUCAGAAAUAUUGAUGAUAAAUAAAUGUUUCACUGGCCUUUGCUUGAUGUACAGACUGGUGUUUGAGAUUAGAUUUUUUUAGCUCACCAGUCACAAAGUGACAAGGUGAGCUUUUGUGAUCGCGCAGCGUCCGGCGUCCGUCCGUCCGUCCGUCCGUGCGUAAACUUUUCCUUGUGACAUCUCUAGAGGUCACAUUUUUUGUGGGAUCUUUAUGAAACUUGGUCAGAAUGUUCAUCUUGAUGAUAUCUAGGUCAAGUUCGAAACUGGGUCACGUGCCGUCAAAAACUAGGUCAGUAGGUCUAAAAAUAGAAAAACCUUGUGACCUCUCUAGAGGCCAUAUAUUUCAAAAGAUCUUCAUGAAAAUUAGUCAGAAUGUUCACCUUGAUGAUAUCUAGGUCAAGUUCGAAACUGGGUCAUGUGGGAUCAAAAACUAGGUCAGUAGGUCUAAAAAUAGAAAAACCUUGUGACCUCUCUAGAGGCCAUAUUUUUCAUGCGAUCUUCAUGAAUAUUGGUCAGAAUGUUCACCUUGAUGAUAUCUAGGUCAAGUUCGAAACUGGGUCACGUGGGGUCAAAAACUAGGUCAUUAGGUCUGAAAAUAGAAAAACCUUGUGACCUCUCUAGAGGCCAUAUUUCUCAAUGGAUCUUCAUGAAAAUUGGUCAGAAUGUUCACCUUGAUGAUAUCUAGGUCAAGUUCGAAACAGGGUCAAGUGGGGUUAAAAACUAGGUCAGUAGAUCUAAAAAUAGAAAAACCUUGUGACCUCUCUACAGGCUAUAUUUUUCAUGAGAUCUUCAUGAAUAUUGGUCGGAAUGUUCACCUUGAUGAUAUCUAGGUCAAGUUCGAAACUGGGUCAUGUGGGGUCAAAAACUAGGUCAGUAGGUCUAAAAAUAGAAAAACCGUGUGACCUCUCUAGAGGCCAUAUUUCUCAAUGGAUCUUCAUGAAAAUUGGUCAGAAUGUUCACCUUGAUGAUAUCUAAGUCAAGUUCGAAACUGGGUCUUGUGUGGUCAAAAACUAGGUCAGUAGGUCUAAAAAUAGAAAAACCUUGUGACCUCUCUAGAGGCCAUAUUUUUCAAUGGAUCUUCAUGAAAAUUGUUCAGAAUGUUUACCUUGAUGAUAUCUAGGUCAAGUUUGAAACUGGGUCACGUGGGGUUAAAAACUAGGUCAGUAGAUCUAAAAAUAGAAAAACCUUGUGACCUCUCUAGAGGCCAUAUUUUUCAUGUGAUCUUCAUGAAAAUUGGUCAGAAUGUUCACCUUGAUGAUAUCUAGGUCAGGUUCGAAACUGGGUCAUGUGCGGUCAAAAACUAGGUCAGUAGGUCGAAAAAUAGAAAAACCUUGUGACCUCUCUAGAGGCCAUAUUUUUCACGAGAUCUUCAUGAAAAUUGGUGAGAAUGUUCACCUUGAUGAUAUCGAGUUCAAGUUUAAAAGUGGGUCACGUGCCUUCAAAAACUAGGUCAUUAGGUCAAAUAAUAGAAAAACCUUGUGACCUAUCUAGAGGCCAUAUUUUUCAAUGGAUCUUCAUGAAAAUUGGUCAGAAUUUUUUAUCUUGAUGACAUCUAGGUCACAUGUGCUCAAAAACUAGGUCACUGUGUCAAAUAAUAGAAAUAACGAUGUCAUACUCAGUUCAACACUGGGUCAUGUGGGGAUAGGUGAGCGAUUCAGGACCAUCAUGGUCCUCUUGUUUAAAUAAUAGUCUCUUGAAACAUUCCUUAAAUUCAAAUAUAAAGAUAUGCCUGUUAUCAGCUCCAGCAAUUUUGUAUUCUGUUUAUUAUUGUAAAAUUAUGUUUACUUUCAGUCAUCUAUAAUGCCAAAUAAUCGAAGUGUACAUUUUAUCAUUCCAAGUAAUUAGUAACAAGUUUGUUUGUACUUGAUGGGGACAUAGGUUAUAAAAGUGAGUCUGGAAACCAGUCUGUGAUCUGUAGCAUUUGGUUGGUUGAUUAUGAGCUCAUUUUUGGAAUUGACCAAUGACAAAUCUGUAUUUUGAGACUGGUUCCUAAACUCAGCUUUAUAACCAUGUUUCCAGGUAUUUUAUAGUUAUGAACAUUCUGACUCCAGAAAUUAAGACUUGGACAUUAAAAUGCUAAAUUUUCAAAUUCCUGUAUUUAUGUUAAGAUGCCAGUUAGACUUUUUAUAGAGCCAGAGCUUACAGCUACACAAUGUCCUGUGGAAUUCCAGCUAAACAGAAAUUGAAAUAUUUAGCAUUUUGAUGCCUGACUUAAAGACUCAGAAUGUAGAUGAAAACAGGCCUGAUUUGAGUCUCUCUUUUUAUGAGACUUUGUCAAUAUAUUAUCAUUUAUUGUUGCUGUACUUACAAAGUUUUACACAGGUAUUUAAAAAGGUAGACCUUUAUUUGCUCAGGACAAUUAAUAUUGUUUUGUCAUUAUUUGUAUCUGUCUUGACCUUUUAUGUUUGCUUAAGUUUUAAGUUAAUGGGAUCUUCAGAAACACAUUGUAUAAAUUUAGCCAUUUCCAUGAAAGUACGAUAUAACUUUACAAAAAUUAAAAAAUGUGAAAUGAUUUUAUUUCGUUUAUCUGACAUUCUGUAGUUUCAGCAAGAACUGGUGUUUUUUAGGAACCUGAACUUUUUGCGAGAAUUUAUCCCUCAUGAAAAUUGUUUUACAUUCUAACACGACCAGCUAAUAACCUACAUACAUGUAGAGCAAAAUCUAUCUCGGGUUAUUCUGCAAUAAACCGCUGCGCGCGCACCAUAUUUAGGCCAAAUGCUGUGGCGUAGCAUACAGUUGUAAUUUACUCUUGAUGAAAAUACUCCUUUGAUUCUCGUCUAACGUUAUUUGAAGUAAGUCAUGUUAGAAUAAAAAUAAUCGGCCUUCGUGAUAUUUUCAUACGCAUAAAAACUCCAAACUCGGGUUAUUCUUCGAUAAACCUUAUUGUGAUACUUAUUAUAUACACUUACUGCUUGUCAUGUAAUAAGAUUAUGUAUUGUGAGGAUGAAGAAAAACAUGAAUCGCUUAACUACAGUUCCCUUGACAGCUGCUGAAUUGUUUUACACUUAAAGUGCAGUGAAAAAAAUGAAAUAAUUGUCAAACAUCAUAAAGAGAAAACAAUUGUUACAAAAGUCAGCUGUGUUCUGGAUAUCCCCCUAACUUACAGUUUUGUGUUACUGAAAUAGAUUUCCAAGCUGCCACAGUAGAUCUAGAUAGUGCUGCUUCCAAAAUGGUACAUGGGGUAAUAUUCUCGCCAAAUGUGUACACAUUUUGAUUAUCCGAUAAAACUUUCAUCUGUUUGUAGUUUACUUUUCGAAAAUUAAACACAGGCUUUUUAUCAUGCUGAAUGCUUUUUGAUUAAUACGUCUUUACUUCUGAUGAGUAAUUUUCGCCCAAGCUAGACCUGACUAUAAAGGUUGGAAUCAUUUAUUUAUUGUAUUAUUUUUCUCCAUUUUAAGCUGACUGAAGGUAAGCUGGUUUAUAAAAGAGCUAGUAAUUAAUGUAGAUAGACUCUGUGGCCUAAAAGUUUCUGUGUGAAAAUGCUUAAGAUGUGAUACCUGUCUAUAAAUUCAUAGUUGUUUUGAAAGGUCUCUAUGGCCGGACACUAUAGUUGGUUGUUACCAGUUUAAAACUUUAAGAACAUUAGAUUUUACUCUUUGUUUGCUGGCAGUUACAGGUGAUGUUAAUGACUUGGGUUUGAUAGGAUUCAAAAUACUUUUUAUAAGUUUAUCAUGCAAAAUUAUUGUUGAUGAUAAUUGUAUUAUGAAUGAAGAGAGUUUUAUUAUUAUUAUUUAUCUUAACUUCAGCCUCUGAUUGGUUGAUUUUGAGCACAGUUUUGAAAUUGACCAAUGGCAAGGCUACAUUCAUAGACUGGUCUCCUAACUCAAUAUAUUAUGACCUUGUAUUACAUCUGUUGAACCAAAAUCUUUAUUGUUCAAGCAAGAAUCAAAGCAGAAUCUGGUUUUGUAAGCAGUGUGUUUCUGUGAAAGUUUAAAAUUUUAGCUUACUAGCUGCACAUAGUAGACAGACUUACCGGUGAUACUAGAAAUAGUAGGAUACAAUGUAGAAUGGUUCCCUAGCUUUACUGUUUUCCACACAAUUUCUAUGUAAAAGAAUACGAAGAAGGAAAACAGCUUUAAAGCUUUGAAAGCAGCAAGUCAGACAGUUUUUUAGCCUUGCAGGGUUGCUGUAUAGUGUCUAUAUUUCCUUGUACACGUAGGUUGUGCUCAUGUGUAGAACAUAUUUGCUGGCUGAGCUGUUGUGUUUAAAUACUUUAUGUUCUUGUGUAGAAAAUACAUGUAGAUUGUGUGCAAGUGAAGAACAUAUAAGUAGGUUAUGUUCUUGUGUAGAAAAUACAUGUAGAUUGUGUGCAAGUGAAGAACAUAUAAGUAGGUUAUGUUCUUGUGUAGAAAAUACAUGUAGGUUGUGUGCAAGUGAAGAACAUAUAAGUAGGUUAUGUUCUUGGGUAGAAAAUACAUGUAGGUUGUGUGCAAGUGAAGAACAUAUAAGUAGGUUAUGUUCUUGGGUAGAAAAUACAUGUAGGUUGUGUGCAAGUGAAGAACAUAUAAGUAGGUUAUGUUCUUGGGUAGAAAAUACAUGUAGGUUGUGUGCAAGUGAAGAACAUAUAAGUAGGUUAUGUUCUUGGGUAGAAUAUACAUGUAGGUUUGUGCUGUUGUGUAAAACAUACAGCUAGGUUGUGCCCUUGUGUAGAACAUACAAUAUAGGUUGUGCUAGUGAGGGAUUGUUAGAUUUUAGUUUUCCUUGUGUACUUAAGCUUUCUAUUGAAUUUCCGUCCAAAAGUUACUCAGUAAGUAUAAACCUCAAUUUUCUAAUAGAGAGGUUGAAAUUCCCUAAAAUUCAAAGGUUGAUAUAUGACUGUGAUAUGCCUUUUUGUCCAUAAUAAGACACCCGGUGUAAUAAUGGCCGAAGGGUUUUACCCCAAGGGCCAUUGUGAUACUUGAUGUGUCAUUAUGACCAGAAGCCAUGCCCCAGUCAUUAAUUGACCUUCUAGAUUGUUUUAUGAUGUCACCAUCAGAACACCUUAAAAUAAAGUCACAAACAAAAAGGGUGUGCCAGUAUGAAUAAUAUUUGUACACUUUUUUACCAAAAAUAUUUUACUAUUGAUAGGUAUAUACUGGUAAUUAAGAAUAAGUGUCUUAUGAAUUUUCAAAUAAAUGAUUGGCUUUACCGCAUAUUUAUGCACACUGUGUUGAAGAUCAUAUGUUUAAUACGUUUUUGAUAAGGUGUAUGUCUACAUUUCUUAAAAUUAUUAUGUUCUAAUUUUUAGCUCACCAGUCACAAAGUGACAAGGUGAGCUUUUGUGAUCGCGCAGCGUCCGUCGUCCGUGCGUGUGUGCGUAAACUUUUGCUUGUGACCACUCUAGAGGUCACAUUUUUCAUGGGAUCUCUAUGAAAGUUGGUCAGAAUGUUUAUCUUGAUAAUAUCUAAGUCAAGUUCGAAACUGGGUCACGUGCGGUCAAAAACUAGGUCAGUAGGUCUAAAAAUAGAAAAACCUUGUGACCUCCCUAGAGGCCAUAUUUUUUCAAUGGAUCUUCAUAAAAGUUGGUCAGAAUGUUCACCUUGAUGAUAUCUAGGUCAAGUUUGAAACUGGGUCAUGUGCGGUCAAAAACUAGGUCAGUAGGUCAAAUAAUAGAAAAACCUUGUGACCUCUCUAGAGGCCAUAUUUUUCAUGGGAUCUGUAUGAAAAUUGGUCUGAAUAUUCAUCUUGAUAAUAUCUAGGUCAAGUUUGAAACUGGGUCGCGUGUGGUCAAAAACUAGGUCAGUAGGUCUUAAAAUAGAAAAACCUUGUGACCUCUCUAGAGGCCAUAUUUAUCAAUGGAUCUUCAUGAAAAUUGGUCAGAGUGUUCACCUUGAUGUCUAGGUCAGGUUUGAAAUUGGGUCAUGUGCGGUCAAAAACUAGGUCAGUAGGUCUAAAAAUAGAAAAAUCUUGUGACCUCUCUAGAGGCCAUAUUUGUCAAUGGAUCUUCAUGAAAAUUGGUCAGAAUGUUCACCUUGAUGAUAUCUAGGUCAAGGUUGAAACUGGGUCAUGUGCGGUCAAAAACUAGGUCAGUAGGUCUAAAAAUGGAAAAACCUUGUGACCUCUCUAGAGGCUAUAUUUUUUAUGAGAUCUUCAUGAAAAUUGGUCAGAAUGAUCACCUUGAUGAUAUCUAGGUCAGGUUCAAACUUGGGUCACAUGCAAUCAAAAACUAGGUCAGUAGGUCCAAAAAUAGAAAAACCUUGUGACCUCUCUAGAGGCCAUAUUUUUCAUGAGAUCUUCAUGAAAAUUGGUCAGAAUUUUUAUCUUGAUGAUAUCUAGGUCAAGUUUAAAACUGGAUCACAUGAGCUCAAAAACUAGGUCACUAUGUCAAAUAAUAGAAAAAAACGACGUCAUACUCAAAACUGGGUCAUGUGGGGACAGGUGAGCGAUUCAGGACCAUCAUUGUCCUCUUGUUUACACAUUUGGCAUGUAUUGAAAUUAAUAUCCAAUUUCUUCUUGUACACAUCCAUGCAAAUAUGAAAUCUCAACAUCUAUAAUCUGAUGAUAUAUUUUUGCAGUUAAGUAUAUAUAAUGGUUUCAGUUGUUACAAAACUUAAGGAGAUUUGAUGUCUCUUAAAGGAACAUUUUGCAUUAUGACACAUUAUUUAGAGACAAGAUUUAAAUUUGUCAAUAUUGUGGUUAUUUAUAAGUACUGAGGUUCUUUUUUUUUCUAUUUUGGAGAUCCUUUUUUAUGAGUACCACUCAAAUAUUGGAAAGAAUCAGUUUAAGAUUAGAAAUUAAAUGGUAGUAAUGUGUAGAUAAACUUUUGUUACAGGUCCAAGAUUUUAAUGUACAUAGCUUUGUUAGUAGUUUCUUUUUUGAUAAUGUGUUAUUGAAGUUUUAAAUUAUGAUAAUUGUAUCAUAUUGUACAUUUAUAUAAUUCAUUGCAUUAUGACAAAAAUAAAACAUAUCAAGUAUA
Molecule: messenger RNA, 9085 nt
Organism: Mercenaria mercenaria
Lineage: Eukaryota; Metazoa; Mollusca; Bivalvia; Venerida; Veneridae
Product: rab-like protein 2A
Exons: 8
Coding region: 75-785 (236 amino acids)
Cellular component (GO): Golgi apparatus; endosome
Molecular function (GO): GTP binding; GTPase activity
Source: RefSeq, a predicted model, not a curated record